Messenger RNA from Closterium sp. Naga37s-1, 2250 nucleotides. The record is from the annotation of a GenBank genome assembly. NCBI's taxonomy places the organism in Eukaryota, Viridiplantae, Streptophyta, Zygnematophyceae, Desmidiales, Closteriaceae.
AUGCAGCAGACAGAGGGCGUGGUCGUGGACGUGGACGUGGACGUGGACGUAAACGUGGACGUGGACGUGGUCGUGGUGGUGGACGUGGACGUGGUGGUGGACGUGGACGUGGUCGUGGUGGUGGACGUGGACGUGGUGGUGAACGUGGACGUGGUGGUGGACGUGGACGUGGACGUGGUCGUGGUCGUGGACGUGGACGUGGACGUGUACGUGGUCGUGUUCGUGGACGUGGUCGUGGACGUGGUCGUGGACGUGGACGUGGUGGUGGACGUGGACGUGGUCGUGGACGUGGACGUGGACGUGGACGUGUACGUGGACGUGGUCGUGGACGUGGUCGUGGACGUGGACGUGGACGUGGACGUGGUCGUGACAGGGACGGACGUGGACGUGGACGUGGACGUGGACGUGGACGUGGUCGUGGACGUGGACGUGGUCGUGGACGUGGACGUGGACGUGGUCGUGGACGUGGACGUGGUCGUGGACGUGGACGUGGACGUGGACGUGGUCGUGGACGUGGACGUGGACGUGGUCGUGGACGUGGACGUGGACGUGGACGUGGUCGUGGACGUGGACGUAAACGUGGUCGUGGUCGUGGACGUGGUGGACGUGGACGUGGUCGUGGACGUGGACGUGGACGUGGACGUGGUCGUGGACGUGGACGUGGUCGUGGACGUGGACGUGCACGUGGUCGUGGACGUGGACGUGCACGUGGACGUGGUCGUGGACGUGGCCGUGCACGUGGUCGUGGACGUGGACGUGGCCGUGCACGUGGUCGUGGACGUGGACGUGAACGUGGUCGUGCACGUCGACGUGAACGUGGACGUGGCCGUGCACGUGGACGUGGACGUGGACGUGGCCGUGCACGUCGACGUGAACGUGGACGUGGCCGUGCACGUGGACGUGGACGUGGACGUGGCCGUGCACGUUGACGUGCACGUGGACGUGGUCGUGGUCGUGGACGUGGACGUGGACGUGCACGUGGACGUGCACGUGGACGUGCACGUGGACGUGGUCGUGAACGUGGACGUGGUCGUGAACGUGGACGUGGACGUGGACGUGGUCGUGGACGUGGUGGUGGACGUGGACGUGGUCGUGGUCGUGGACGUGGACGUGCACGUGGUGGUGGACGUGGACGUGGUGGUGGACGUGGACGUGGUCGUGGACGUGGUCGUGGACGUGGACGUGGACGUGAACGUGGUCGUGUUCGUGGACGUGGUCGUGGACGUGGACGUAGACGUGGACGUGGUCGUGGUCGUGGACGUGGACGUGCACGUGGUGGUGGACGUGGACGUGGUGGUGGACGUGGACGUGGACGUGGUGGUGGACGUGGACGUGGUCGUGGACGUGGACGUGGUCGUGGACGUGGACGUGGUCGUGGACGUGGUCGUGGACGUGGACGUGGACGUGGACGUGAACGUGGUCGUGGACGUGGACGUGGUCGUGGACGUGGACGUGGUCGUGGACGUGGACGUGGUCGUGGUCGUGGACGUGGACGUGGACGUGGACGUGGACGUGGACGUGGACGUGGUCGUGGACGUGGUCGUGGACGUGGACGUGGACGUGGACGUGGACGUGGUCGUGGACGUGGUCGUGGACGUGGACGUGGACGUGGACGUGGACGUGUUCGUGGACGUGACAGGGACGGACGUGGUCGUGGACGUGGACGUGGACGUGGACGUGGACUUGGACGUGGUCGUGGUCGUGGUCGUGGACGUGGACGUGGUCGUGGUCGUGGACGUGGUCGUGGACGUCGUGGACGUGGACGUGGUGGUGGACGUGGUCGUGAACGUGGACGUGGACGUGGACGUGGACGUGGUCUUGGACCUGGUCGUGGAAGUGGACGUGGACGUGGAAGUGGUCGUGGUGGUGGACGUGGACGUGGACGUGGUGGUGGACGUGGACGUGGUGGUGGACGUGGACGUGGACGUGGUCGUGGACGUGGACGUGGUGGUGGACGUGGACGUGGUCGUGGACGUGGACGUGGUCGUGGUCGUGGACGUGGACGUGGACGUGGUCGUGGACGUGGACGUGGACGUGGACGUGGUCGUGGACGUGGACGUGGACGUGGACGUGGUCGUGGACGUGGACGUGGACGUGGACGUGGACGUGGUCGUGGACCUCGUGGACGUGGACGUGGACGUGGACGUGGACGAGCUCGUGGACGUGGACGUGGACGUGGACGUGUACGUGGACGUGGACGUGGACGUGGUGGUGGUCGUGGACGUGGUCGUGGACGUGGACGUGGUGUAG